AUCCACCACAACACUCGUCCUCACCCGGGGUCGGGCAACCCACCCCCUCCCCGGGGUCUCCCCACGUGCGUGAGUAAAGACGGCAACAGGAGGCUGGCCCAGACGGUGGCUUUCGCCAGGGAGGAGUCAGACCCAGUAGUCGACGAACUAGGGACGCCGCGGGAUCCGUCUGCGACACAGAGGGGUUACACCAACACUUUACCCAUUCACUUCCAAAGCACGGCCAUCCAGCGCUCGCUGGGGUCAGCGUUCCAACCCGUGAUGGCCAGAACUCGAGUGGGUUACAAGACUCCGGAGAAUUCAAAGUCCCCCAGCACCACGUACAAGAUCUUCUCGGAGAAACCAGGCGGAAACGUCAAACUUCAAUUCCCCAUUUCGACCCCCAAGACUUUGUGGACGCGGGAAACGAACGAAUACUCCAGCAACAACAGCACCAUCAUCGUCAGCAAGCAGGCGAGAGCUAAAACUAACAACAGCGAAACUCGAGCGGAUUCGGGCAAAGACAAGCAGCUCGUGAAAAAAGAUGCCAAAAAUAGAGACAGACCACGUGACCGCGAUGAUGCUUUGUCACUUCCGGAAGAAGAGAGGUCAAAAGACGACGAUUUCGAAGGGAUGGAAAGAAAACCUCGAGGUGGGAUGAUCUACCGUUUGAGAGAUUCCAAACUCGCCGGUAACAGGAACACAACAACUGGGCACACGGAGCAGGCAACGGAGACAAAUGAGCGGCGCACGGAUACAAGAGAG
Lymnaea stagnalis (great pond snail) is the source of this 744-nucleotide messenger RNA. The record is from the annotation of a GenBank genome assembly. Lineage: Eukaryota; Metazoa; Mollusca; Gastropoda; Lymnaeidae.